Molecule: messenger RNA, 2414 nt
Organism: Ananas comosus (pineapple)
Lineage: Eukaryota; Viridiplantae; Streptophyta; Magnoliopsida; Poales; Bromeliaceae
Product: sodium/hydrogen exchanger 2
Exons: 14
Coding region: 407-2032 (541 amino acids)
Biological process (GO): proton transmembrane transport; regulation of pH; sodium ion transport
Cellular component (GO): membrane
Molecular function (GO): sodium:proton antiporter activity
Source: RefSeq, a predicted model, not a curated record
CACAACACACACAUAGAGAGAGAGAGAGAGAGAGAGAGAGAGAGAGAGAGGGAGGAGAGAGAGAGCGCCAUUGGAGGAGGAGGAGACGAAGCUCGAAAAGGAUCCAAUUCCAUUGCUUCGAAAGGAUUUGAUCCCAAAUUCCCCUUCGAAUCCUCUCCCAGACCCUAUUUUUCGCGUUCGUUUCGCACAAAUCUACGCGGUGAAAGCCCUGUCUCCUUCCACCUCCAUUUUCUCCGGCUUUUUCUCGAGAUUUAUCCUUUUUUUCCCGCAAUUUGUGGUGAUAUUUUGAUGGGAUUGGAAUCCUUGGAGCCGUAGGCGAUCUCUUAGGGUUUAAUUCAGCUCACUUUCGCAUUUUUGGGGGAUAAUUUUGGGUUGGGGGAAGAGGUUGGGGGAGGGAGAUUGCGCCAUGGGCUUCGAUGUGGGAGCUCACCUGGUGCGACUAGGGAUCGUUUCGUCGACGUCGGAUCACGCUUCGGUGGUGUCGAUAAACAUCUUCGUCGCGCUCCUGUGCUCGUGCAUUGUGAUCGGCCACCUCCUCGAGGAGAAUCGAUGGAUGAACGAGUCGAUCACCGCGCUCAUCAUCGGGUUGUGCACGGGGGUGGUGAUUUUGCUCACAACCAAGGGGAAGAGCUCGCAUAUUCUCGUAUUCAGUGAGGAUCUCUUCUUUAUUUACCUUCUCCCGCCGAUUAUAUUCAAUGCGGGCUUUCAGGUAAAGAAGAAGCAAUUCUUCCGCAAUUUCAUGACAAUCAUAUUGUUCGGAGCUAUUGGAACAAUGAUAUCCUUUUUCAUUAUAUCUCUUGGGGCCAUUGAAAUAUUCAAAAGAAUAGAUGUUGGUUCCUUAGACGUUGGGGAUUUUCUUGCAAUUGGAGCAAUCUUUUCUGCAACAGAUUCUGUUUGUACCUUGCAGGUUCUUAAUCAGGAUGAGACACCUUUUCUUUAUAGCUUGGUGUUUGGUGAGGGUGUUGUUAACGAUGCCACGUCAGUCGUGCUUUUUAAUGCACUCCAGGACUUCGAUAUUAAUCAUGUUGAUGCAAUCACCGUGUUGAAGUUUGUGGGCAACUUCUUUUAUUUAUUUCUCACAAGUACCUUCCUUGGAGUAUUUGCUGGAUUGCUUUGUGCAUACAUAAUUAAGAAAUUGUAUAUCGGAAGGCAUUCGACAGACCGUGAAGUUGCGCUUAUGAUUCUUAUGGCAUACCUCUCAUAUAUGCUGGCUGAACUGUUAGAUUUGAGCGGCAUUCUUACAGUAUUCUUCUGUGGUAUUGUUAUGUCACAUUACGCUUGGCACAAUGUGACAGAGAGCUCAAGAAUCACUACCAAGCAUGUUUUCGCAACCAUGUCUUUUAUAGCUGAGACCUUUCUCUUCCUUUAUGUUGGGAUGGAUGCAUUAGACAUCGAAAAGUGGAAAUUUACGAGUGACAGCCCCGGAAACUCAAUUGGUGUGAGCUCAAUUUUGCUGGGCUUGGUUUUGGUUGGAAGAGCAGCUUUUGUUUUCCCUCUCUCCUUUCUGUCCAACUUGACCAAAAGAUCUCCUGAAGAGAAAAUCAACUUCAGGAAGCAAAUUAUAAUAUGGUGGGCCGGCCUUAUGAGAGGUGCAGUGUCAAUUGCGCUUGCUUACAAUAAGUUUACAAGAUCAGGGCAUACGCAACUGCGUGGCAAUGCAAUCAUGAUCACUAGUACGAUUACAGUUGUUCUUUUUAGCACGAUGGUGUUUGGAUUGUUGACAAAACCUCUGAUAAGGCUUCUUUUGCCUGCCUCUUCACGGAACUGCGUGAUCUCCGAGCCCACAACACCGAAGUCCCUCCUCUCCCCUCUCCUCGGCCCUGAGCAGGGCGGAUGGGAAGCCGAAACCGGCGGCCAUUCCAUAACUCGGCCUUCCAGCCUGCGAAUGCUCCUCACCAAGCCGAGUCGCACUGUCCACUACUACUGGCGCAAGUUCGACGACGCGUUCAUGCGGCCAGUAUUUGGCGGGCGGGGUUUCGUUCCGCAUGUGCCAGGAUCGCCCCAUGAAGACACACUUAACGGGUGGCGAUAAGCCACCGGAGAAACCGAAAAGAAAAGAACCAGAACAAAAAGAAGAGCAUGGAAAGAAAACAAAAUUCGGGUUUCUUAGAUUCGGUUGCGGCUGCUUCUAAUAGUGUUUAGGUAGUGCUUUUGUUGUAGCACAAGUUGUGGUUGGAUUGUUGUUGUAUCUUCUACCUCAGGAUAUGUAAAUUAUUUUUCUUUGUGUGUGAGCUUCUUGAGUGAGCUAACAUAUUUGUAAAUUUUUGUAGCAUUUAGCGCCGGAUUUUUAUCUCAAUUACAAGCUUGUAUGUCUUAGGGCCUUUUCAGUUGAAUCUGUAAUCUUUCUCAGAAUAUAUAUAUAUCAAGCAUGAAAUCACAAAUAAAUCAGAGGAAACUUUUGGGCCUUUUCUUCA